CUUAUGGACCUGGUCGCUCUCAGGCUUCUCUCUGAUCAGGCCACUCCUUUUGAAUUAUCACGUGGUUCCGACAUUCCGAUCAGUCUGACACAAUUGUUGAGGCAGUGAGACGUAGUUCAACUUGGGUUGUGGAUUGGUGAAGCAUAGUGGAAAUGUCCGCACCGGUGAAGAAGCGUGAGAUUCAGGCAAAAGUACUCGAUGCCGAUACAGAUCCUGUUUCUUCGUCGUUGUCUAACAGUGAGGAUGAGGAACAAGAAGCAGUGGAGAUCCAAAUAGAUUUUGAAGGUCGUAAUGCACAGGAUCCUGAUUAUCAUGGAAUCAAAACCUUGUUGAAACAACUUUUUCUCAAAGCACAUAUUGAUUUAGGUGGACUUACAGAUUUAAUAAUAUCUCAAAAUUAUGUAGGAUCUGUUAUUAAACAAGCUACUGAUGAGAAUGAAAGUGAAGAUGAGGAUAAUGAUGAUGAGGUUAAUGAUGUAUUUGGUGUUACAACUGUUAUCAACAUUUCGGAUAAACAGAAUAUUCCAUGUAUACAACAACUUAGAGAUUUAUUGAAGCAGUUAGCGGAUGAGCAUGCGACAGAUGCGGCUAACACCAUGAUAAAUAAUUUAUUGGGAAAUGACGCGGAACAGUUGGGUUUGCUUAUUAACGAGAGAUUCGUCAACAUUCCUGCCAAAAUCUCAGUGCCCCUUCUUGAACAUUUAAUUUCCGAAGUGGAACGUGCCAAUAACAGGAACAUGCCCUUUAAUUUCUCGUAUUACAUAUUUAUAUGUAAAUUAUACAAAUCAGAUGACAAGAAAAUCGAGAAUACAAAAAACAAGAAGAAAAAUAUCGAUAAUGUGCCGUCUGUAUUAUGGAGCAAUCCAGAAGAAGAGAUUUUUGCGGAAGAUGCAACUGUUAGUUUUGAAUUCUCCGUUGAAGAAGAAGCAGAUAGUGGCUUAUCUGGAAAAUGGACUGAGAGAGAUGAUGAAAUGACACCUUAUAGACGAGUACUCCUUUUUGAAGCUUCCAAAUUGCCAUUAAUAUUACAAAAAAUACAGAAUCAAUUUUCUCAAUAAAUUUGAUAAGUAUAUUAAAAUAUAAUUACAUUGGCAGAACAUGCGCGAUGGAGUUUUCGCUUGGUCCUUUAAUGUGUAAUAAGAAUGAAAAAUGUGCUUUUCAGAGAAAACAAAUUUUUGUAAUUCCUGCGAACGACAAUGUGUAAUCGUGAUAGCAUGUGGAGUAAGCUUUUUAUAAUACAUCUUUUACACAAUGCUUCAUAAUUGCUACAAACUGUUUCUCUAUACGCCUAUAUUUCUCACUCUUUUUUUUUACUCUUAUUUUUUUUUAAUCUUAAGGUGUAACAGUUUCUUAACAUAUAACAGUUUCCAUAGUCAAUCCGUCGAUUCUAUAUCAGACUUCAUCUUCAGACAGUAACAGCUGUAUAAAAAUUUAUAAUGGAAUAUAUAAAUUUCGUACAUGUUUUUAGAUUGAGCAAGAUAGAUCUAGGUGACCAGUUAUGCAUAUAAAUUAACAAAAAUUAACAUAUAUGUAUAGUAUAUAUACAUAGAGUAUAUAGUACACAUAUAUAUUGUAU
Pseudomyrmex gracilis is the source of this 1576-nucleotide messenger RNA. Its product is annotated as protein BCCIP homolog. The record is from RefSeq and is a predicted model, not a curated record. Bases 153 to 1058 code for a protein of 301 amino acids. NCBI's taxonomy places the organism in Eukaryota, Metazoa, Arthropoda, Insecta, Hymenoptera, Formicidae. The transcript is spliced from 3 exons. Gene Ontology annotation, cellular component: nucleus.